Aspergillus aculeatus ATCC 16872 is the source of this 1234-nucleotide messenger RNA. RefSeq lists its product as uncharacterized. The transcript has 4 exons. Lineage: Eukaryota; Fungi; Ascomycota; Eurotiomycetes; Eurotiales; Aspergillaceae. Bases 1 to 1164 code for a protein of 387 amino acids. Gene Ontology annotation, molecular function: acyltransferase activity, transferring groups other than amino-acyl groups. The record is from RefSeq and is a predicted model, not a curated record. Gene Ontology annotation, biological process: polyketide biosynthetic process.
AUGCGUGAAAUCACACCCUGCCAACACCGCCCACCCCCACGCGGGGCAGAGGAAGCGGGGGAGGAGCCCGAGCUGACCAUCACGGGCCUUGGCACCGAAUGGCCGUCGCAGAUCGUCACUUCCGACGAUUUCCGCCAGUACCUCCUCCGCCAUUAUCCCGCAGACGCAGCGUGGGUUCAAACGCUCCUCAAAAUCAACACCCGCAGCGGGAUCGGCUCCCGCCCACUGAUCGCCUUCAACCCCAACCCCAACCCCGACGGGUACGCGCCCGAGAACCAGUCCACGCCGCCAACCGCGCAACAAGUCUCCUCCGAAUUCCACCGCCACGGCGUCCCGCUCGCCGUCCGCGCCGCCCGCGCCGCCCUAACCGACAGCCACCUCCCGGCGUCGGCCAUCACGCACACCGUCGCCGUGACCGUCACCAAUGCAGGAGCCCCGGGCUACGACCAGGCCGUGUUCCGGGCGGUGGGGAUUUCCUUAGAAGCGGAACGCGUGCUGCUCAGCGGGAUCGGCUGCGCCGGGGGACUUGCAGCCCUGCGAGUGGGCAGCUCGCUUGCACGGGCGGCUACCCUGCAAAAAAAGGCCCGCGAGGGUGUUGGUGCUUGCGUGGGGUUGGGGGAUGGGGAGGAUAUUAGUAUUGGGCCGGCGUUGUUUAGUGAUGGUGCUGCCGCGCUGGUGCUGUGUAAUGCGCUUGCGCUCACGGAGGAAAUUCCGAGACGGCUUGCGGUGGUGGAUUAUCGAACGAGGAUUACGCCGGAAACGCAUGAGGCUAUGUCCUACCGGACUACGGAGUUUGGAUUUCGGCUGACGCUGGCGCGCAAGGUUCCGGCGCUGGCGGUUGCGUCCUUGCCGGGGUUGUUUGGGGAGUUGAUGCGGGCGAAUGGGAUGGCGUCGGUUGCUCCAGGGGAGUUGGAGUGGGCGGUUCAUCCCGGGGGGUUGACGGUUCUAAGGGGCGCGCAGCUGGCGCUGGGGUUGUCGGAUGAGGCGAUCCGGGCGAGUCGCGAGGUUUAUGAGUCGAGAGGGAAUAGUUCGAGUGUGGCGGUGUUGGCGGUGUUGGAUCGGUUGAGGGGGUGGGAGGGGCAGAGCGCGAGGAAAGAGGUGGUGGCGGUCAGUUUUGGGCCUGGCUUGACGACCGAGAUGGUUUUGUUGAGGCGGUUGGUGUAGUCCUUUUGGGGGUUGUUGUUAACAGUGAGUGGAGAGUACAUUGUUACAAUGAGAAUAUAUUCUAGUGGCG